Molecule: messenger RNA, 874 nt
Organism: Hevea brasiliensis (rubber tree)
Lineage: Eukaryota; Viridiplantae; Streptophyta; Magnoliopsida; Malpighiales; Euphorbiaceae
Product: glyoxylase I 4
Exons: 3
Coding region: 62-682 (206 amino acids)
Source: RefSeq, a predicted model, not a curated record
CAUACUUACAACAAUAUUUGGUGAAAGGAGGAGACUUUUAGAGAGAGAGAGAGAGAGAGAGAUGGGAAGUUUAGGAGAAAUUGAGGAAAUAGAGAAGUGGGUUUCACCAGCUGCAACCAAAAGAACAAUGCCUAUUCUGUCAUUAAACCACGUCUCAUUUGUUUGCAAGUCUGUUCCUGAGUCUGUCAGGUUCUACCAAGAUGUUUUGGGAUUUGUUCUCAUCAAAAGACCUUCUUCUUUCAAUUUUGAAGGAGCUUGGUUGUUCAACUAUGGUGUUGGGAUCCAUUUGCUUGAAUCAGAUAGAGUCCUAUCAAAGAAAGGUAAAAUAAAUCCAAAAGAUAACCACAUUUCCUUCCAAUGCUCAGACAUGGAUCUUGUUGUUAAAAAACUAGAGGAGAAGAACAUUGAGUAUGUGACAGCAGUUGUGGAAGAAGGUGGCAUUACAGUUGAUCAGCUCUUCUUCCAUGAUCCAGAUGGCUACAUGGUUGAGAUCUGUAAUUGUCAAAAUCUCCCAGUUCUUCCCCUUUCUUCAUGCCCUUUCAAGCUACCUAAAGCCAAUGGAAAGCUUACAUCAUCACCAACAUAUUAUGGGAAGAGAAGCUGGGAGAUGGCUUGUUCCGGAGGUGUUGCGUCUCUGAUGAUGGAUAACUUGGUGGUGGACAUGAUGGACAUUUCGAUCUAAGGGAUUGGAAGGGUGACCAAUGCAAGUUUUGAUUCACUACUCUGAAAAAAUUGUUUUGUAUACAUUUGUGUAAAGAAAUAAUGUGAGAAAAAUUGAAGUGGUGGGGUUAGCUUUUGCUUUUGUUUGAUAAGGAGUUUCUCAAGUUCCAUUGAAACAGUAUGCUUCUUAAAUUUGUUUGAUCUGUGUCUACUC